CGGCCGUGCUGGAGUACCUGACGGCCGAGAUCCUGGAGCUGGCGGGCAACGCGGCCCGCGACAACAAGAAGACGCGCAUCAUCCCCCGCCACCUGCAGCUGGCCAUCCGCAACGACGAGGAGCUCAACAAGCUGCUGGGCAAGGUGACCAUCGCGCAGGGCGGGGUGCUGCCCAACAUCCAGGCCGUGCUCCUGCCCAAG
Messenger RNA from Eurypyga helias (sunbittern), 200 nucleotides. RefSeq names its product histone H2A.J-like. The record is from RefSeq and is a predicted model, not a curated record. Lineage: Eukaryota; Metazoa; Chordata; Aves; Eurypygiformes; Eurypygidae. The annotation marks the transcript as partial. Gene Ontology annotation, molecular function: DNA binding; protein heterodimerization activity; structural constituent of chromatin. The transcript has a single exon. Gene Ontology annotation, cellular component: nucleosome.